AUGGUCUCGUUUUGGUCUUUAAGCUCAGCUCUUUCACUCUCAAUCCGUCCAAUGGAGGUCCAUCUCACGGCGCAGGCGUUCCUGGUAGGCGGCGCGGUGGCUCCGAGCUCAGCCUUCUCCCACCGGCACUGCAGCGUCGCUACUAUCAAGUCUUUCCUUCCCAACGACAGGCGCGUGUUCUAUGCGAACCACUAUGCGGCCAAUGACAGCUUCACGCUGAACGCUGGAUUAUGGCGCUCUCUCCACACCGCACGCAACAUCGACCCUCACUAUGCCGAAACAACCGUCAACAAGCUGCACAGCGACUGGUACACGGUCAACGAUACCUUCGUCUUCGAGGGCUACGCAAAGGGCACCGAAGCAUCCUGGACUUCCAAUGGGCCGGACGCAGACUUUGUCACGUAUAUUCAGUACAUGAUGCAACUCGUCAGCGGCUGGACAUGGGAGGAUUGGAACGACGGGCUGAUCGUCCUCUCGGACGCGCUCAACCCGGGCAACGCGACAGCUGGGGACUUUGACAUCUCUUCUUUCUAUAGAAAAGGGCGGCAGGCUUAUUCACACGUUGCCCAAGCUCUUGAGCCAAAAGGGAUCAAACUAGACGAUUUCUACCGCUUCUUUCUAGUCCCCGGCAUGCAGCACUGUGGGCUGAUCCCCUCUAACAUGAACGCUCCCUGGUACUUCAACGGCGACGGGAAAAAUACGGCGCUGAAUACGACGACGGAAGUUCGCGGUGUACCAGGGUACCAGGAUACGCGACAUGAUGUGCUGCGAGCAAUCAUGGCCUGGGUAGAGAAUGGGACUUCGCCCGGCAGUCUUGUGGCGACGAAAUAUGUGAAUGAUAAUCCGGCGGACGGGGUACAGCGCGCGCCCGCUAUGCCCGUAUCCUGA
Aspergillus nidulans FGSC A4 is the source of this 888-nucleotide messenger RNA. RefSeq lists its product as uncharacterized. NCBI's taxonomy places the organism in Eukaryota, Fungi, Ascomycota, Eurotiomycetes, Eurotiales, Aspergillaceae. The transcript is spliced from 2 exons. The coding region runs from base 1 to 888 and encodes 295 amino acids. The record is from RefSeq and is a predicted model, not a curated record.